UCCCUCUCACCCUGGAGUAUUGAUGCAAAUUGAUGAUGGUGAGACGCAAUAUCUAGUAAUCUGCUUUGAGCCUGCAGCACCACCUUUGGCCUCAGUUACCAUGAGCCUGAUACUAAAUCAUUUGAUAAUUGUAUGAGUUGCAUGAAAUCUUAAUAGAAGUGUUUUUGAUAUAAACAUGUGUCAUUGAAAUGAUGUAUUAAUAGAAGUGUGUGUUGGUUUAAGGGAUGUGCUGAUGGAAGAAAGUGUUGGUAGAACAAGUAUGAUCACGAGCAAAUGCUCACAAUUACCAAUCGUGUAUAAAUUCCGUCCUUGGACGUUAUGUUGAUCUAAGAAUAAUCUUGGGGCUGAAGGCUAUGCCAUUCGCAUCACGUUCGGGCUCCUUAGUGGUUUACGGCAUUCAGCUUUCAUAGGACAAAGACACCAACGGUCACCUCUACAAGAAUUCAUCAAUUAGCAGCCAUGUCGGCUUCAGGCACCGAUACUUUAUAUAGCGAAUUAGACAAAACGUCAUUCUUCGUUCUAGAAGAUGAUAAAGAUGUCCUCCGUCUAGUUCACGACCGAUUCGGCAAUGAACUCGAACGUCUCAAACGGGCAUACUCUAUCCACGACCCGGAUGCGAAGCUUCCCUCCACGGAGUCCCCGUCGCACAUCUUAUUUGGCCGCCAAUUCGAUGAAGUGAACCGCACUCUUGUCGGUCUUUUAUCUCUUCGAUGGCUUUACAACGACAAGUAUGAUACUUUCUGCGGGGCGCAGCCAGAAGCCGUCGCCCUAACACGGGAGUCAUUCAAUUGGAUGCGGGACAUGUUCCAAGCCGGACUGAAAAACAACGAUGAUUUCAUCGCUCUGCUCACCUCCAUCGUAGUCAACGAUCUCGGAAAGGACCCGCAGCUAGCAUCUGACUACUGCGCCAAGACGGGUGAGGAUAUCUCGGCGCAGAACCACGACCAUAUCCUCUUCAAGGCAGUGGAAGCCGGCCUCGUCCCUAGCUUCAAUCGUCUAUCGAGGGGAGAGAGGGCCGACGUCUUGCGCGGCAUGAAGCUUGGUGCUGAGCUUAACUUCGGCCAAUUGGCGCAAGCUGAGAAUGUCCCUGUGUCUCUGGCAGCGUUACUUGAGCUCCGUGAGCGCCCGCGCAUUUUCGAGCUCGGGUUUAUGGAGCAGCUGCUUGAUAUUGCCGGCGCGGGCGGUCACGAGGAUUGGACCUGCGCAAAGGUUAUGAUACAACCAGUUUUAGAUGCGUAUCGGAACGUCUUUGAGGUUUCGCAGAGCGUCAUUGCUGGCGAAAUUGGCCUACGAGAUGCGUACGAUCUUAUACUAGUGCGCCGGGGUCGCGAGUUGAGGGAGAAAGGGUUUAGACAACUCAGAGUGGCUGACAGCCAUGAUCGCGCCCUGAUGAGAAUGCUUUGUAUGGGCCGCGUCAUAAGUCUAGAAACGGCCCAUCUGUAUGAUUCGGCACUGGAAGAUCUGGAAGUCGUGACAAAGGCCUCGCUUAUAGCCAGUCUAAAUGUGGACGGCUCUGUGGGACAACCUGCAGUUAUAGCCACAUAUGCCCCUGCAUUUUUUACACAUGGUGUUAGCGCGGACGGCGCAGGAUCUGGCGACGAAAAGCGAAGAAGAGUUCAAAGCUUGAUGCGGUAUCUGGCUCGAGUUUUGAAAUUAGAUGGCGUGCCAACAAGUAGCUCGGCGGUUGUGGUCGAGCGAAACCUACUUGAAGUCAUUCAAGAUAUCGUGGAUUCUGAUGAAUUCCGCGCCAACCCAGAAGUAUUGGAUAAACAGGACGUGCCCAAAGGUGUUAUUGCCCAGACUAUUUGAAAUCGUCGAAAUUUGUCAUCAUGGCGUUAUAGGAGUGCUGCGAGUCGGUAUAUGUUGUGCGGGUCACUAGAUAGCAGGAUACAGAUAGAAAGACCUCAGCGACGUAAAGGUCGACUGUUUUCGGGCUCAAUGCAUUUUCCCAGCGUUUCUAAGGAUUCAACGAAUAUGGCUGAGCACUAACGGUUAGUACUGCGGCUCCUUUUGCCUGUAGAAGUUCAGUCUGUUUUCUGGAAACUGACCACUUCGUGAUGUUUUGGCCUUCACUCUUGUAACUAAUCGUUCACCUUACGCUUACUUUCGGGGACCGUUGAUGUUAUAUUUAACAAUGACCAUUCGUUACUAUUUGGGGAGAUAGUUGAGCUUCACCAUUGUAUUCUAGGAAGUCUAAAGCCAUGUAUAGGUAUACGAACUUUGAUAUUAUUUAUGUACAAGGGAAGUAGAUGAUCAGGACGGACCGAUCACGGGAGUCAAUUAACGCAAUAAAUUGUCAGCCGAGCAAAC
Xylaria bambusicola is the source of this 2310-nucleotide messenger RNA. RefSeq lists its product as uncharacterized. The transcript has a single exon. The record is from RefSeq and is a predicted model, not a curated record. The coding region runs from base 460 to 1809 and encodes 449 amino acids. NCBI's taxonomy places the organism in Eukaryota, Fungi, Ascomycota, Sordariomycetes, Xylariales, Xylariaceae.